Molecule: messenger RNA, 234 nt
Organism: Arachis duranensis
Lineage: Eukaryota; Viridiplantae; Streptophyta; Magnoliopsida; Fabales; Fabaceae
Exons: 1
Coding region: 1-234 (77 amino acids)
Biological process (GO): endoplasmic reticulum to Golgi vesicle-mediated transport
Cellular component (GO): Golgi membrane; endoplasmic reticulum membrane; COPII-coated ER to Golgi transport vesicle
Source: RefSeq, a predicted model, not a curated record
AUGGGUUUGUGGACAUUACUUGAGGGGUUCAUGCUUCUUGCAAAUGCACUAGCGAUACUAAAUGAGGACCGAUUUCUGGCACCUAGAGGAUGGGGCUUAUCUGAUUUUUCAAGUGGCAGGACAAAAUCUUUCAAAGACCAGCUCAUAGGUCUUAUUUACGCAACUCAGUACCUAAGAGUUCCUCUCAUACUUCUCAACUCCAUCUGCAUCAUUUUGAAAUUUGUUUCUGGGUAA